Molecule: messenger RNA, 1156 nt
Organism: Daldinia vernicosa
Lineage: Eukaryota; Fungi; Ascomycota; Sordariomycetes; Xylariales; Hypoxylaceae
Product: plasma membrane proteolipid 3
Exons: 3
Coding region: 510-803 (97 amino acids)
Cellular component (GO): membrane
Source: RefSeq, a predicted model, not a curated record
UGUUAUUAUAUUUCAUUAGGUCCCUCCCCGGUAUACAUUUAAAAUGUAUAAUAUAAGGUAUAUUAUCACCCAUUCGCGCAUACGUUCCUUACUAUAUGCCCUUACGCCAUGUAUUAAGAAAUACAUAUAUACCUCUAAUACGGUCAUAUGAUUAUUAACAUAUUCAUACUUACAAAUACUUCGAUGUGCGGGGUUCCAAAUGAUGGCUUCCAUGGUAUGUAGAACAAGUUAACGUACGAGAAUGGCAGCUAUGUACCUACCUCCCCAGACUAUGCUUUACGUAAGGUACGCUGCUACUGAUCGACGUCAUCGGCGUCGUCCCGCAUACCGAGAUUUAAAACAUACCUACCAGGUACAAAACCAAAGUAAACCGGUAAUUCCGAAUCUUUGUAUUUCAUUAACUUGUGACAUCCAAUCCUGGCCACCAGUAGUGAAUGACCAUUACUUUACCCUUUACCUGCCUUAAUAUCAUCGGCUUCUAACUCGCAAGCAUUUCCUACUUAAUCAAAAUGGGAGCUGCAUCGGCUAUACUCAUCGUCCUCAUAACUAUCCUUUUCCCUCCGAUUGGUGUCUGGGCCGUCGCCGGAUGUGGCGCCGAUCUGCUUAUCAACAUCUGCCUCACCAUCCUUGGAUACCUCCCAGGCCAUAUACACGCCUUCUACCUCGAGUACGUCUACUAUGACCGUCGAGAGCAGGCCAGAGAGGGCCGCUAUGCCGCCCGACGAGCUACCGGCGUGUACAGCGACCGCGUGCAAACAGGCGGCUACGGGUACGGCACGAUGGUUCCGCCGGGUACCCACUAAAUAGCCAGUUUACGAAGAGGGAACGUCGGUUUAAUUCCAGGAGGGCGUUUUGGUUUGUAGCAUUAAGGGGUCAGAUGCUUUCGAAAGACACUGGUAGUUGGUACGUAAUAGCAGUAUAUUCAUUCAUUGAUCGAAAUAGUCUCGCAGAUUUGCUGAAGAAAAGUAUGUUUAUACUACGCCGAAGUUAGCAAUUCGUUGCUAUUUGAAAGAAGUCAAUUUUGCAAUCAGAAAAUUCAUGGAGGAACAUGGCAUUAUAUAGGUAAUUUAAGCCGUCCAAGCCUUACUGUUGAUAUACAUAUUAGUGUAGGUAUGAUAGUCGCUAGCAAUGUUAUCACUAAAGAGCUAUGUAUCUA